Procambarus clarkii (red swamp crayfish) is the source of this 1530-nucleotide messenger RNA. It is a transcript of the gene Uch, whose product is annotated as Ubiquitin carboxyl-terminal hydrolase. Gene Ontology annotation, molecular function: cysteine-type deubiquitinase activity. The record is from RefSeq and is a predicted model, not a curated record. Gene Ontology annotation, cellular component: cytoplasm. NCBI's taxonomy places the organism in Eukaryota, Metazoa, Arthropoda, Malacostraca, Decapoda, Cambaridae. Gene Ontology annotation, biological process: ubiquitin-dependent protein catabolic process; protein deubiquitination.
GAGGCGGCGGCGCGGACCGGAACCCGCUAGAACCCUGCCAGCUGCCACGCCGAGCGGUCGUCACUCUUACUCUCCACCCUCAUCAAGUGAAUUCUCGGUCACCAUGGUGCGCUGGCUGCCCCUCGAGUCCAACCCUGCGGUUAUGAAUAAGUUCCUGGCAGAACUGGGUGUACCUGCUUCCUGGACUAUCCAUGAUGUAUAUGGGCUGGAGGAUGAAUUGCUCAGUAUGGUGCCACAGCCUGUUGGUGCAGUUAUUCUGCUGUACCCUUUUAAUGAAAAGGGAAAAGAGUUCAUGACGAAAAAUGACGAGGAGUUGGAGGCUGAAGGUCAAGAAGUCCCUGAAAAAGUUUACUUUAUGAAGCAGUUUGUUGGCAAUGCCUGUGGCACUGUGGCUCUCAUCCAUGCCAUUGCCAAUAAUGUGGACAAAAUUGAGCUUGGUGAUGGUGCACUAAAAGAUUUCCUGGAAAAGACAACAUCCCUGUCGCCGGAAGAAAGAGGUCACGCAUUAGAAAGUGAUGAGGGUAUUUCCAAAGCUCACGAUGAAUCGGCACAAGAAGGACAGACAGAGGCACCCGAACGUGAUGCUGUGGUGAAUGAGCACUUUAUUGCCAUGGUAGAAGUUGAUGGUAACCUUUAUGAACUUGAUGGUCGCAGGAAGUUCCCAGUUAACCAUGGACCAACAUCUGCAGACACACUUCUACAAGAUGCUGCCAAAGUUUGCCGUCAGUUCAUGGACAGGGAUCCUGAAGAAUCCCGCUUUGCUAUUGUAGCACUCACUGGUUCAGAUUAAGAUGAAGAAAAAGUGCCUUAGUUUUAAGAUCUAAGAGUCAUCUGGUUAUUUACUUUAUCAAAUACCAUUGAUUAUUUUGUUCAUUUUUGUUAGUACUUGAGGCAAGUGUUUUAUUUAAAGCAUUUGGGAAAGGUAAUUAUUAUUUGGUUUAGUUUUGAGGACAUAAAAAGGUUCAUUAUAGCAAUGAUUAAAUGUGCAUUAUUAGUGCAUUGAACCAAGUUUCUUCCUUACCCAAAUAUAGUAACUUAUGGAAAAAGUUGUAUCUGAUUGGGCACUUGAGCCAAUGCCAAGUCUGCAUCUUGUCAUGUUAUGCUGUAACUUGUUUGGUCAUAUUGAGUGAUAGCUGACAAGAUUUAAACCAGCACUUUCUUAUAUUAAUGAACAUUCCUAACUAGUGAAUACUUAAAUUUUAGUUUGUGUAAAUUGUGAUUUUUAUGCAUGCUAAGAUGUUGUUCUCGUGUAGCUCAAAUUUGUGAAGGACAAAUUUUCCUAGACAGGUAGGAAAGUUUGUUCCACAAGCACUAACUUGUGUAAUGUUUGUCCUUUAAAUUUUGCACAUUUGGGAAAGAUUGUAAUUAAGAUUGCCAGUUUAAUGUGAUGAAUCUCAUGACUGGUUGUGGCUCAAACCACUACUAAAUUUAUGGAUCAUAUCAGUCUAGAAUUUAAGGUGUCUAAAUUCACUGUACCAACAUAAAAGUACCACAAUUUGUAUUUGCAGGCUUAAAUAAAUGAUACAAAAU